ACACCCAGCUAUACCCAUGCCUUCAGCAUCCAACGCCUAUUGGAGUCGAUUGCCGGAGAUCAAGAUUUUUGAGCCCUAGAAACCUGCAAUAAUCGAAUCCCAAUUCAUUCAACGACCCAAUAGAUAUGUUGCAGUGCAUAUUUCUUCUUUCCGAUUCCGGAGAGGUGAUGCUAGAGAAGCAGCUGACUGGGCAUCGUGUUGAUCGAUCAAUCUGCGCUUGGUUUUGGGAGCAAUCGAUCUCUCAACCUGAUUCCCUUAAGGUUUUAUCAGUAAUUGCUUCACCAACCCAUUACCUUUUCCAAAUUGUACGUGAAGGGAUCACUUUUUUAGCCUGCACUCAAGUUGAAAUGCCACCAUUGAUGGGAAUAGAGUUUCUUUGCAGAGUAGCUGAUGUCCUCUCAGAUUAUCUUGGAGGAUUAAAUGAAGAUGUAAUAAAGGACAAUUUUGUAAUAGUAUAUGAGCUAUUGGAUGAAAUGAUAGACAAUGGAUUCCCUCUAACUACAGAACCUAACAUACUAAGGGACAUGAUAGCUCCACCAAACAUUGUUAGCAAAAUGUUGAGUGUAGUCACAGGUAACACUUCUAAUGUCAGUGACACACUUCCAGGUGCCACGUCAUCAUGUGUGCCAUGGAGGACAACACAAUUAAAGCAUGCAAAUAAUGAUGUGUAUGUCAAUCUUGUUGAGGAGAUGGAUACAAUUAUAAACAGUGAUGGGGUGUUGGUGAAAUGUGAAAUCUUUGGUUUGGUUGAAAUGAACUCUCAUCUUUCGGGUAUUCCGGAUUUGACCCUUUCAUUUGCAAACCCUUCGAUUUUGAAUGAUGUACAGUUUCACCCCUGUGUUCGAUUUCGACCAUGGGAAUCAGAACAGAUACUCUCCUUUGUGCCUCCAGAUGGGCUUUUUAAGCUCAUGAGUUACAGGGUGAAGAAGCUAAGGAAUAUUCCUAUAUAUGUAAAGCCUCAAUUGAGUUCGGAAUCAGGCACAUGUCGUAUCAAUGUAAUGGUCGGAAUCAGGAAUGACCCCGGAAAAGCCAUUGAUUCCGUAGUUGUGGAAUUCCGACUCCCGCCUUCUGUUUCGUCAGCCAAUCUCACUUCAAAUCAUGGAACAGUAAACAUCCUUGCUGAUAAGACGUGUAGCUGGUCAAUCGGGAGGUUUCCGAAAGAUAAAACCCCACAAAUGUCGGGAACAUUGGUGCUUGAAGAAGGGGUAGAAAAACUCCAAGUAAAACCGACUUUUCAAGUGGGAUUUAAAAUCAUGGGUGUGGCUUUAUCUGGUUUGAAAAUUGGUAAAUUGGAUUUAAAAAAUUUACCAAAUCCUGCUCACAAGGGAUUUCGAGCUCAAACUGAAGCUGGUUUAUAUGAAGUUAGGUCAUAGUUGUGGUCAACUUAUGUUUGACCAUUUGUCGGGUUUUUAAAAGAGUGGAAUUUGUGUUUGGAUUAUUGUUUAUGGAGUCAUAGGUAUGUUUGAAGUUUGAACCAAAACAUGGUUUGCAUUUUUUCUGGUUUCGGGUUUACAUUUUUUUAACUUAAUGAUAGUGGGUCAACCAUGUAAAUAAACACUUCAUUUGAGACAUUUUGAGCAAAGUUUAUUUGUUGUUUUCUUAA
Molecule: messenger RNA, 1603 nt
Organism: Lactuca sativa (garden lettuce)
Lineage: Eukaryota; Viridiplantae; Streptophyta; Magnoliopsida; Asterales; Asteraceae
Product: Clathrin adaptor complexes medium subunit family protein
Biological process (GO): intracellular protein transport; vesicle-mediated transport
Cellular component (GO): clathrin adaptor complex
Source: RefSeq, a predicted model, not a curated record